CUCCAAACUCGUAUGAGCCAACAUUCAGGUCCAAUGCUGCCUUCGACCCCAGCUUUCUCGUCUCGCAUCAGGCUUCGGGUUCAGCCUCGAAUCACACAAGUGAGUGAGGUCUUCAAUGAUGGCCUAAAAUCAAAGGUAGGGUCAUUCUCGUCCUUACAAAUCUAGUUGAUGACCAUGCAGCGACCUCAAGCUCCUCAAUGUCGCCGCCCACUCCAGCUGUGGUAGGGCAAGUACCAAAAAUUCAAGUGUCCGUGGCAGACAACUCGACCUGGCGUCUUAUCCAUGAUCUAGAUUCGGCCGGUGAACCACGUCCGUGGAAUGAGUCUUUGGCUUCGAGCGAGGCUUUGAGAUACGCACUUGCACUGGAAUGCCAUCGUACCACGAUGGGACACCAAUGCUCGGUGUUUCCUGUGAGACCGUCGCGCGCACGCAGUCUCACCUACAGCGGCUCAGUAGGCUCUACGAUCUACGACCUUCGCCCACCACUACAAGGCGCGUACGCUGCUUUGGCUCAGGCCCAAGCGAAUGGUGAAGUGCCGUACCUGGACCAGCGACCGUAUCAGCAUAGCCAUGCACAAGAACAGACGAGAUUUCAGCCGGGCCAAGGACCUACAAUUCAGUCAUCUGGCAUCACACUUGCGGCAGCCAGCGACGCCACUGCACUGCAGGGUUCUGCUGCUGAUAGAGGUCUCGAUGCUUUGUCAGGGUGGAUGACGACACCGUUGCCGAGUGCGACUGAAGCCCCCUCUGCACACCGUCCGCUGUCGCCAUCCUCAAAUUUCGCACCAAUCCUGGAUGUAGGCCCUGCUCGCCGCCGUUCAAGUACCAUUUCAGCAGCGACGAUAGCUUUUCUAAGCCCUGUACUAUCGCAUGGCAGAUUGGCUACGUCGCCGUCGAUCGACUCACACAGAUCUUUGUACAUUCCGGGGGCCACACCGACUGCGCCAUCUCCCAUCCCGCAGCCUUGGCUGGACACUGGCAUGGCCACGACAUGCGACGCUCUAUCGUCCAGUCAGCCGCUGGAGCUACCAGUAACCAUCAUGGAAGCUCCGCCCAACUUCGACAGAAGCAACUGUUCAGAUAUGACGGAGGCAUUUUCCAUUCCUGUUAGCGAGAAGCAGAGCAACACUCCCCACGGCGCGGCUUCGCUUCCCACUCUCAGCCAGGACGGGCAUGAGCAUGCGAUGACGCUAGAUGUGCCGUUGGAAUGCUCGCUCGGAUGGCCUGCUUCUGUCGCAAGGCCUGGCCGAGCCAGACCACCUUUGCGACUUAGUCUGCCGGACGACAUCAACAAUGCGGUCAGCCAAACACUUUCGGUCCGGAGCCACGAUGCCCUUUCUACCGAUUCCAUGGGACAAGAUGUUGACCUGAACUUGCGCUCGCCUUCCGAGUCGUCUUCAGAGAGCUCCAACUUGCACACGAGAAGUCCGAUCGAGCCGAGAGUGACAUCUUGCAAGAGCGAAGGAGAUCACUUUAGGCCAUUGCUCUCUCAGGCUCGACGCUCCAUCGAUUGGUCUGCAGCCCACAUCGACAUUGGUGCCGUCGACCCACUUCAAGAACUUUUCCCAAGCGAAUUGAGUCACAAUGGUUAUGCUCAGCCCGAAUCGAGCCAAAUUGAGGCCAGCCUGGAGAUAGAAGAGCCUGCGAUCUCGCUGGCAGAUAGUUAUGCGCAGCAAUAUGCUGGACCUGCAGACCCUGAGCUGCAACAUGUUGCUCUCCAUCGACAAUUGAAACACUUCAUCAGCACAGCACCUAUGGCCUUGCAGUCUCCGACGGCAGUGUCUGCGGGCAUACUAGCACCUGGCAUGUCUCUCCUGGAUCCGCUCGAUCUGAUUGCCUACUCGCGGUCAAAUUACCUCACCCAGCCCAUCGAAGCGAAUGACUUGCGCAGACUAGAGACCGUCACUGACCCCGACUUCAUCUGGCAUCAGUCUUUGCAAGAUGGCUCAGAUCACCUCGGUGAAGUUUCCAGCAUCUUGAGCUCCAUUUCGAUUCAUCGUUUCAUGUUGCCAGUGUAUGACCCUCCAGCCGCGACAAACGUCGAACAGCGCAAGCACAAGCCAAAAGUUUCCCAAAGUCCGGUGGUCGCUUUCAGCUGGCGGGGAGACAUUUGGAUCACUGCGUGCGUCAUCAUCCGCAUCCUGGUGUUCAGACUUCGAGUCGUCGGCUAUGAUAUUCUCAACCUCAACAAGCUUAGCGAGUGA
Molecule: messenger RNA, 2204 nt
Organism: Ceraceosorus guamensis
Lineage: Eukaryota; Fungi; Basidiomycota; Exobasidiomycetes; Ceraceosorales; Ceraceosoraceae
Exons: 3
Coding region: 198-2204 (668 amino acids)
Source: RefSeq, a predicted model, not a curated record